Benincasa hispida (wax gourd) is the source of this 1740-nucleotide messenger RNA. RefSeq names its product LUC7 related protein. Gene Ontology annotation, cellular component: U1 snRNP. Gene Ontology annotation, molecular function: mRNA binding. Gene Ontology annotation, biological process: mRNA splice site recognition. Lineage: Eukaryota; Viridiplantae; Streptophyta; Magnoliopsida; Cucurbitales; Cucurbitaceae. The record is from RefSeq and is a predicted model, not a curated record.
UCCAAACCCCAAAUCAAAUCCAACCCUAAUUCUGUACUUGCAUCCGAUAGCCUCGCUCUAGAGAGCAGAGACACCCUUUGGUGAGAAGGCUUCCUGGAGAGAGAGAGAGAGCUCCGGAGAGACCAUCAUGGAUGCUUUUAGAAGGCAACUGGACCAGCUAAUGGGUGCGAAUCGAAAUGGGGACGUCCAGGAAGUGAGCCGCAAGUACUACGACCGCGAUGUGUGCCGCAUGUUCUUAGUUGGGCUUUGUCCCCACGAGCUCUUCCAACUCACGAAAAUGGAUAUGGGUCCAUGUCCGAAGAUCCACUCCUUGCAACUUAGGAAAGAAUAUGAAGAGGGAAAGGCUAAAGGGAUUCAUAACUAUGACCGAGACUUGGAGGAUGUUAUAGAUCGUCUCAUUAUCGAGUGUGAUAGAAAAAUUGCUAGAGCCUUGAAACGACUUGAGGAGGAAGAUGCAAAGGCAGCUAUUGCAAUUUCUGUCUCUGAAGUCACCCAGAUACCUGAGGUACUUGAGUUAUCAAAAGAAAUUAAAGAGAAGUUGAAAGAAGCCGACCAAUAUGAUCUUGAGGGCAAAACAGAUCUCAAAAUUCGAGUUUUGGAGGUUGUAGAAGAAUUGAGGACCAAACGUGCUGACAAACAGUCCAUGCUUCUUUUAGAUGCUUUCAACAAAGAUAGGGCAUCUUUGCCUCAACCUCUGCCAAACCCACCUCCUCUAGCUCCUCUACCUGUUGUAGCUCCUGAUCCUCGUACACAAGAGAUGAUAAAUGAGAAGUUGAAAAAGGCCGAGGAACUCGGUGAGCAAGGAAUGAUUGAUGAGGCUCAAAAAGCCCUGGAGGAAGCUGAAGCACUUAAAAAGCUUCCUGCUAGGCAGGAGCCAGUGAUGGAUUCAUCCAAAUAUACAGCUGCUGAUGUGCGAAUUACGGAUCAAAAGCUGCGCGUGUGUGACAUCUGUGGGGCAUUUUUAAGCGUUUAUGACAGUGAUCGUCGUUUGGCAGAUCAUUUUGGAGGAAAGCUUCAUCUUGGCUACAUGCAAAUACGUGAAAAGCUAGCGGAACUGCAGGAAGAAAGAAACAAAAGCCGCAAAGUUGAUCGACAUGAUGAUCGACGAUCAAAGGAGCGUAGUAGAGAACCUGAUAGAGAACCUAGUAGAGACCGUGAUCGUGGUGAUAGUCGUGACCGUGGAAGGGAUAAUGAUCGUAGGAGCAGGGAUCGUGAUAGGUAUCAUGAUCGGGAUCGUUAUGAUCGAGAGCGCAACAGAGACCCAGAUCGCUCUUAUGAUUCUAGAAGUCGUCGCCGUUCACGCUCACGAUCAACAGACCGAGAACGUGCAAGGGACUAUGAUCGCCACAAGCGCCGGGACCGGUAUUAAACGGUUGUGGAUCCAAUGGAAGUGAAAGUACAGGUUCAUGUCCUGUGUUUCUUCCUCUAUUUUGAGUGCAGUUGGCUGUAUCUUCUCUAAUGUUUUAUAAUCCGCCAGAAGGUUAUGUUGACAAUACUUUUGAGAGGUAUGGUUGUACUGAUUACUGGAAUUCUAUAUGUAGCUGUUAGUAGAGUAGUUUCCUUGAGGUCUUCUUUUCACAUAUAAACUAAGGUUUACGGGAUACAUCAAUUUUUCAUAUCAUUUUGGAGACUUCAUCACAGGAUGUAAGUUGAUAACAUUUGACCUAUAACUAUUGACCAACCACCGUUUCAUGUAUUAAACCAAUAGGCAGGCCUGAUGAACGAUUUUUUUCUUCUUUA